Messenger RNA from Rhopalosiphum maidis (corn leaf aphid), 369 nucleotides. RefSeq names its product actin-like. The transcript has a single exon. The coding region runs from base 1 to 369 and encodes 122 amino acids. The record is from RefSeq and is a predicted model, not a curated record. Lineage: Eukaryota; Metazoa; Arthropoda; Insecta; Hemiptera; Aphididae.
AUGUUUGACCCCACUGUAUUGUGUCUCGACGAGUCCGUCAAGGAUGGCAUCCACAAAUUGGUCCAGGGAUCGAUCGGCAAUUGCAAUGUCGAUGAACGAAAUUUCAUGUACGAUAAUAUCGUGUUAGCCGGCGGAAACACACUGUUCUCAGGGUUUCCCACGCGGCUGAAAUCGAUGAUAGAAGAAGGGUUGCCUAGCACAGAAGUCAGGAUCACCGCGCCGCUCGACCGUGAGUAUUCCGAGUGGAUUGGCGGCUCCGUGAUGGGCUCGUCGUCGUACUUUCAUCGGGUGUGCAUCGACAGUGCCGAGUACGGAGAAAAGGGGGCAGAAGCUGUGCAAUUCAAGAACAUACGAAACAUACAAGAAUGA